Messenger RNA from Knipowitschia caucasica, 273 nucleotides. Lineage: Eukaryota; Metazoa; Chordata; Actinopteri; Gobiiformes; Gobiidae. The record is from the annotation of a GenBank genome assembly.
AUGUGCCUCUUCAGGCGUCUUCAGCUCACCUCCCUGACUGACUCUUGGUUCGCUCCUCUUCCGUGCGUUCGUAAAGUUCCCAAACGCACUCCUACUCCUAAGUCUGCUCCUCCUGCUAAGGUUAACUCUGUUGUCCCACAGUCCGAGCCCACCCCUGCCAUCCCUGGACCUUCCUCGGCCUGGGCGGUGUCUGAGAAGGCCCAAAAGCACAAGCGCAAAAGGUCACGUGAGCCGGACACCAAACAUCCACCCAAAAAGCACAAGUCUUGUUAA